Molecule: messenger RNA, 4606 nt
Organism: Crotalus tigris (Tiger rattlesnake)
Lineage: Eukaryota; Metazoa; Chordata; Lepidosauria; Squamata; Viperidae
Gene: CLN3
Product: CLN3 lysosomal/endosomal transmembrane protein, battenin
Exons: 16
Coding region: 171-1526 (451 amino acids)
Biological process (GO): regulation of intracellular pH; lysosome organization
Cellular component (GO): lysosome; membrane
Source: RefSeq, a predicted model, not a curated record
GGCAGGAGGAAGUGGUAUGAAACCAGGAAGUAGGAUCUGCCGGAGGGUUGCCGUGCCUACGACUUUGGUUUCGAUUUCUCCGAUCUUCUGCUCCCAGAUCUGCAGAGAAGUCUAAUCGAAACGCUGGCUUAAAGGUGAUCCCUCUGGUGCCCCGAUCUCUACCUCUUGCCAUGGGGCACGCUGGGGAUAGAUGGCAGGAGGUCUCUGGUGAUUCUGAGGAAGAAAAUGAAGAAAUGGCUCUGCCUGAGGAGUCCGAAGCCACCCUGGAUGCCUGCAGCCAGCGGAGAAACAAUGCAGGCUUCUGGCUGCUUGGCCUCUGCAACAACUUUGCUUAUGUAGUGAUGCUGAGUGCAGCCCAUGACAUUCUCAGCCAUCAGAAAGUGCCAGAGCAUAAUGGGACAGGACCGAUUCCCCCCAGUGUUUCUCCAGGGAAUACCACCAUCAAUACUUCUCGGUAUGAUUGCAACACCAUUUCGACUGGGACGGUACUGCUGGCGGACAUUUUGCCAACUCUCUUCAUCAAAUUCAGUGCCCCUUUUUGCAUCCACUUGUUCCCAUAUGGCUUGCGUGUUGGCAUUUGUGUUACCUCAGCUUGGGGCAGCUUUCUACUAGUGGCCUUCUCCACCACCUCAACACAAAGCCUCCUGGGUGUCGUGCUUGCCAGUAUAUCAUCUGGUCUUGGUGAAAUAACAUUCCUGGCACUCACAUCAUUUUUCAACAGUGCUGUGGUGUCUGCCUGGUCAUCUGGAACAGGUGGGGCUGGCUUGAUCGGGGCCCUUUCCUACCUCGGGCUGACACAGACAGGCCUGACUCCGCAGGAUACGCUCCUCUUUAUGACCAUUGUUCCUGUUAUCAUGCUGGGCAGCUAUUGCUUCCUGCUGGCUCCCCCUCCUGAAGCCCCUCGCUGUGGCUGGGGGGUCUGCAAGCCAAAAUCGUCAUGUGCCUCUUCUGGGAUUCAACAGCCUCUUCUUGGGGACAAAUUGACACUCCCUCAAAAGACACAAAAACUUCAGCUCACCUUGCAGGAAAAAGAACAGGUGGUCAAGGGUCUUUUGAAAUACCUCAUCCCCUUGUCUGUGGUGUAUUUUGCUGAAUACUUCAUCAAUCAGGGGCUGUUUGAAUUGUUAUACUUUCGAAAUACAACUUUAAAUCACCCCCAACAAUAUCGCUGGUAUCAGAUGCUGUAUCAAUUAGGGGUUUUUAUUUCCCGUUCCUCUGCCAGCUGUAUACGAAUCCGAAAGAUAUGGCUUCUGGCUAUAUUGCAGUGCCUGAAUAUGCUGUUUCUCCUGUUUGCCGUGCGCUACAUGUUUCUACCCAGCAUCUAUAUGGUUUUCGUGCUGAUAUUGUAUGAGGGAUUGCUGGGAGGAGCUGGCUAUGUGAACACUUUCCAUUGUGUCAGUGAAGAGAGCAAGCCGGAACAUCGAGAAUUUGCCAUGGGAGUAGCUUGCAUCGCCGACACUUUGGGCAUCUCACUUUCAGGGGUCGUUGCUAUCCCUGUCCACAACUAUUUCUGUCACCUUCCUUGAAGUCUGUUUUCCAGGAGGAUCAACAGAUGUCUUGGCACACUAUAUCAGGGGUAGUCAACCUUGGCUCUUUUAUGACUCAUGGACUUCAAUUCCCAGAAUUCCUGAGCCAGCUUAGCUGGCUCAGGAAUUCUGGGAGUUGAAGUCCACGAGUCAUAAAAGAGCCAAGGUUGAUUAACCUUGCACUGUAACUUUGUUCUCGAGUGGGCUGAUACCCAUUCGUAAGGAGGGGAAACUCCUGGGUGUAUUACUAGUAUUGGCUGACCUCCAAGCGCAAGAGGAAAGGCGCAUCAGAAGCUGCUAGGGAUUUAUCCUCUUGGCUUAAUUUCCUGAACAGUUUGAUUUAGGAAAUUAGAUAGUUUUAACGGAGUGCAGCUGAGGUUGUUCUUUUUUUCCCCCUCCUUCACAUUAUAUAGAAUUUGGCAGGGUUAAAGGAAGAAAAGACACAUUGUUGGAUGGGAUCAUCCAACUUAUAAAGUUCUCAAAGGUGUAAUACUUUUAAAGGCGCACAAAGUGAGAUGGAAACAGUUCAGAAGAUGCUUCUCUACAUAACUGGAUUCAAGAGAAGGGAGUGGAAAGAGAUGCUAUGUUUUAUUCAUAAGUGAAUAUGUUAGCAGUUAGAUGCUCAUGGAACCCCAGUGGGUGGAAAAGAUAAUAUGGUAUUUGAUCUACUUUUUUCUGAAGUUAAUUAGUAAACCAGGCCUUGGAAAACUGUUAGUGUUGCUGAAUGAUUAUCCUAUGUCAGAGUAUGAUAAAAGUUGGUAAGUUUAUAUUUGUGUGAUUAUUUGAAAUGACCAAGAAAAAAAUUAAAAAUAGAAAUUGGAGUUACGGGCAGAAAUUCCAAGGGAGAAAAUGUCAGCUAAAUAUUAAAGGUAAACUGUUCUGCUAAUAAGACAUUAGAAGUUGUUUGCUGGAUUCUUGUAAUUAAUAAUGGUGGUGUUGAGCUAACUCAGAGGUAAGCAACCUUGGCUCUUUUAUGACUCGUGGACUUCAACUCCCAGAAUUCCUGAGCCAGGAAUUCUGGGAGUUGAAGUCCAUGAGUCAUAAAAGAGCCAAGGUUGCCUAUCCCUGGGCUAACUUUCUAAAGUGAAUGACUGAAUUCUGAGAUAUACUGUCCAGCCUUUCUGCAAGACACCCUGUUAGAACUGACAUUGAAGUUUCUCUCUAAAACUUUGUUGUUAACUGCAAAGUCGUGUCCGACCCAUCGCGACCCCAUGGACAACAUUCCUCCAGGUCUUCCUGUCCUCUACCAUCUUCUGGAGUCCAUUUAAAUUCACACCUACUCUCUAAAAUUAACCACUCUUUAUUUGCUCUCCAAAAUGAACAUUUAGCUUCCAGAUAAUGCACUUCCUUUGGUAGUAGCAUCCCCUAUACUUUUGCCACUCUCAAAACUAGCUAUGAUUUGUAGUUGCCACUUUACAGUAUAGCAGUGGCCCCCAACCUUUUUGGUGCCAGGGAUUGGUUUCGUGGAGGUGUGAUUUUGUGUGCUACCUGGAUCCCACUUGCUUGAGUGGCCCGGUUCCUGGCGGGCUGCAGUAAUGGUCUGCAGCCCCACAGUUGGGGACCCUGCUGUAUUGGAAACAUAGGCCAAAUAUCCAGCGUCCAAAAACAACAGCAAAAAAGACUUCUGCCAAUGGAGAUUGAUUAAAUUUCCCCAGGGCUGAAGAAGAUUUUAAAACAAUAUUGCAGUGAUUGAUGUAAUUAUAGGUAGUCCUGGAAUUACAACAAUUUGUUUAGAGACCGUUUGAAGUUACAAAAACAUUGAACAAAGUGAUUUCUGACCAAUUUUCAUACUUAUAACCGUUGCAGCAGCCUCAUGGUCAGAUGAUCAAAAUUUGGAUGCUUAGUUAUUGACUCAUGAUGGUUAGUGUGUCCCAGAUAGGAUUGCCAUUUGUGGCCUUCUGACAAUCAAAGUUAAUAGGGAAGCCAGAUUAAUUUAACAACCGUGUUACUAAUUUAACUGCAGUGAUUCACUUAACUAUGGCAAGGAAGGUUGUAAAAUAGGGCAGAACUCAUUUAACAACUGUCUUGCUUAGCAACAGAAAUUUUAGGCUUAAUUAUAGUCAUAAUUGAGGGCUACUUCUAAUGAGCAGAAGUUACCUGGCAUUCAGAACCAUUUAUUAACUGAUACUAUAGUUCACUAAGUGUGGAAUUCUUGCCUCCCCCAUUUUGCUAUUGAUUAGGCCUAUAUAAUUAUAUUGUUAUGUUUAAUGGUGUCUUUAAUUUGAGAGCAUGAAGAUGGAAAGUAAACAUUGCAUAGAGUCAGCUUCCGCCGUAACCAUUUAUAAUGCUUGUAAAUAAAUGAGUAAAAUAAUAGAAUUCCAGAACCAAAGUCAUGUGUACAGUAAUGAGUUUAUACAGACUUUGUCAGCUGCAAUAUAAUGGUACAAUGACAUUCUAGAGAACCGUGUGAAUUAGAAAUGAAAUUAUAAAUUGAUUAUUAAAUUGCAAUAUUCACUAACUCCAAUAAAGCAGGCUUUAAAUGUAAUCCAACUGCAACACAAGAUUCCUAUAUAUGUUUGCAAACAAUGUGUUUAAUAGGCUUAAUUUGCUCAAACAUAGAAGGGUGUAUUGUUUCUAUGAAAUGUAUAAUGUACAGAUGAGUAUUAAUCAUUUGUUGGGUUCAAAAUCUACCCCCUCAUAGCUAUGCUGAUUUUGUUGUGUGCAGUAUAGAUUGUUUAAAUGCCACUGAAGAUGAGUCUUUUGUUUUAGCUUAAUAAUUGUGAUUGGUUCAUAUUUCAGGGGCAUGGGCACGUUGUACAUAUUUUUAAUGUAAUGGAAGGGAAAGUUAAAUACAGUGGAAUAAAUUGUACUAAUCAUAAUUAUUUUAAUUUAAAUGUAUGUAAUUAUUUGCUCCUACCCUGCCCCCCCCUUCUCAUGUAGCAAAGCAAGUUCACUGGAUUGGUGGGAUGUACAACAGUUUACUGAAUUUUUGCUGUUUCCAAUGGAAGGCAGUUAUAUACAUAUGGGACUUGCAAAAUAUGCCCCCAAAGUAUAGUUUUCUGUAGCUUAAAUGAACAUUAAGAAAUGUUCAGUUUGUUUACUUUUUUGUCGAGUAAAUUGAAUAAACUGAUAAAAUAUCA